AAAUCCUCGUCGUAAGGUCGACGCCCCUUUUUCAGUUAUAUAAAUAAGAACUGGACAUUUACGACAUGCAAAUCGCCGCACUGGAUCACGCUUGUUGCAUAUUAUCUCGUUUAACCAACUCACAACAUGGAACUUAAUGCACUUGAAAACGGGCCAGCGUUCCUUCAGCUGCCUGUCGAAUUGUUCUUGGAGAUCUGGGAAUAUUUAAGCGUGGAUGACAUUUUGGCCUUGCGCCUGGUUUGCCGUCGAAUCGAAACUGUGCUAUUUGACUCCUUCUGCAAAGAGUUCUUCACCGAACGACGAUUUUCGGUCACUUUCAAUAGCUUGAAAACCCUCGUUGAAAUAACGCAAUGCCCACGGUUAGGGCAUCAUCUCACGAGCAUCACUAUCGGGCUUGAUCGCCUUCAUACAAUUGACGCCUUACCUCGCUUCGCCGACAGCUGGGAUGAUUUUAAUCACACAAUUCCAGGUGACACGUUGGUGAAGGCUGGCAUCGAUCCCUACAAGCUCGAAACAUUUACUCGGGAGCAAGAUUUUCUCCUCAGCAGUGGCAAAUUACAGCUUAUGCUCAGCGAAGCCUUUAGCAAUCUGUCUCGUCUGGAAGAGUUGAUCAUAAGAGACCACAAGAUUCCCAGAAGAAAAGCUCGUAUUGGAAUGUGCGAUCUUCUGGUGAGCUAUGGGUGGUCUUAUAUCUUACGAGAAACGGGAAUAGACUUCACAGGCCCCGAGUUACAUCUCAAUAAUUACGACGAUAGUUUCAUUGACAUAGUCUUUUCUUCGACUAUCCUAGCGUUAGCUCAAAGUCGGCUGCAGAUAAACACUCUGAAGGGGGAUAUAUUUCAUCCCAAUAUUGGUUUAUCCAGCUCGGCCUUCACCAUACCAGAGUUCAUUCAUCAGGACAUUCAUCCUGUGCUAUUCAAUCUUCGCUCCCUGUACCUGGCUGUUAGUUUCGUCCAAGUCCCGCUUGGUAGCUACUCCACCCGUUCAAACAGUUUCUUAAAGUGGGAAAAACACCAAUUGUUCAGUUUCUUAGAGAAGACACCAAAUUUGGACAGUCUGCGGAUCUCGGCGCGGCGGCAAGGGCAUAUCGUGGACGGCAUCAUGGGCUUGCUUGCAAUCUUCCUCGACCCGGCCGAUCCCGCAGCGGAGACUAAUCAUGCUCUUUACCGAGCAGGUAUCCUUAACGAUUCUAGGUUAUUGAUAAUUCCUCCGUUCGAACACCGUUUCCGAGCCCUUAAGGAAUUGGAGAUGUGCAAUAUGACAGUACCAAUUCGAGACAUCUGCAAGAUUUUGGACUGUUUAUCCCCUUCGUUGAGGGUUUUGACCUUGAUUAGAAUAGCACUGAUCGUCCAGGGCGAUGAUGAUGAGAUGGACAACAAUCCUUUCAGACCGAAUGCAUGGAGCUCUUUGUUCUCACGGAUGAACACUUCACUCAAUUUGGAGCAGCUUGCUUUGGCUUCUUUAGAGCAUCAUACGCCGUCGUGUUCGUUGCAAAACGGUCAUUCUGUGGCUUUCUUGCCUUCAAAUAUCGGUAAACAGCGGGGGCCGCCCAAUGGCAUCCUGUAUAGUUGGUCACAUCAGGGGAGUGCCGAUACUAUCAGGGAAUUCCUUGAGGUGUUGCAAGUGAAAACCAUUGUAUUAUGUAGAACUUGCAAGACGAGGAACGCAGGCUACAUGUCUUCUAAUGUUUUAGACAUAGACCGUUAGAUCUAGGUUCAAAAUCUAAAAUAGGCCGUCGUGACGUAU
Messenger RNA from Xylaria bambusicola, 1746 nucleotides. RefSeq lists its product as uncharacterized. Gene Ontology annotation, molecular function: protein binding. The record is from RefSeq and is a predicted model, not a curated record. The transcript has 2 exons. Bases 127 to 1707 code for a protein of 526 amino acids. NCBI's taxonomy places the organism in Eukaryota, Fungi, Ascomycota, Sordariomycetes, Xylariales, Xylariaceae.